Messenger RNA from Cricetulus griseus (Chinese hamster), 3629 nucleotides. The record is from RefSeq and is a predicted model, not a curated record. NCBI's taxonomy places the organism in Eukaryota, Metazoa, Chordata, Mammalia, Rodentia, Cricetidae.
GAGAGGAUUAAAUCCACCUCACAGGGUGAAAUCUAUCUCCAUGACAACAUUUACACAACAGGAAAUUGAAUUCCUGCAAAAACAUGGAAAUGAAGUCUGUAAACAGAUAUGGCUAGGAUUAUUUGAUGAUAGAUCUUCAGCAAUUCCAGACUUCAGGGAUCCACAAAAAGUGAAAGAGUUCCUACAAGAGAAAUACGAAAAGAAGAGAUGGUAUGUUCCACCAGAGCAAGCCAAAGUGGUGGCAUCAGUUCACGCAUCUAUUUCAGGGUCUUCUGCCAGCAGCACGAGCAGCACCCCCGAGGUCAAGCCCCUGAAAUCUCUGCUGGGAGAUUCUGCACCAGCACUGCACUUAAAUAAGGGCACACCUAGUCAGUCCCCAGUUGUAGGUCGCUCUCAAGGGCAGCAGCAGGAGAAGAAGCAGUUUGACCUUUUGAGUGAUCUUGGCUCAGACAUCUUUGCUGCUCCAGCUCCUCAGUCAACAGCUACAGCCAAUUUUGCUAACUUUGCACAUUUUAACAGUCAUGCAGCUCAGAAUUCUGCAAAUGCAGAUUUUGCAAACUUUGAUGCAUUUGGACAGUCUAGUGGUUCGAGUAAUUUUGGAGGUUUCCCCACAGCAAGUCACUCUCCUUUUCAGCCCCAAACUACAGGUGGAAGUGCUGGAUCAGUAAAUGCUAAUUUUGCUCAUUUUGAUAACUUCCCCAAAUCCUCCAGUGCUGAUUUUGGAACCUUCAGUACAUCCCAGAGUCACCAGACAACAUCAACUGUUAGUAAAGUUUCAACAAACAAAGCUGGUUUACAGACAGCAGACAAAUAUGCGGCACUUGCUAAUUUAGACAAUAUCUUCAGUGCUGGGCAAGGAGGUGAUCAAGGGAGUGGUUUUGGGACCACAGGUAAAGCUCCUGUUGGUUCUGUGGUUUCAGUUCCCAGUCACUCAAGUGCAUCUUCAGACAAGUAUGCAGCACUGGCAGAGUUAGACAGUGUGUUCAGUUCUGCAGCCACGUCCAGUAAUGCAUACACGUCCACGAGUAACGCUAGCAGCAGUGUUUUUGGAACAGUGCCUGUGGGUGCUUCGGCUCAGACACAACCUGCUUCAAGUGGGCCUGCUCCAUUUGGGGCUCCGCCUUCUACGAAUCCAUUUGUUGCUGCUACUGGUCCUUCUGCGGCAUCAUCUACAAACCCAUUUCAGACCAAUGCCAGAGGAGCAACAGCGGCAACCUUUGGCACUGCAUCCAUGAGUAUGCCAGCAGGGUUUGGCACUCCUGCCCCAUACAGUCUCCCCACCAGCUUCAGUGGCAGUUUCCAGCAGCCCGCCUUCCCAACCCAAGCAGCUUUCCCUCAGCAGACAGCUUUCUCUCAGCAGCCCAAUGGUGCAGGUUUUGCAACAUUUGGACAAACAAAACCAGUGGUAACCCCUUUUGGUCAAGUUGCAGCUGCUGGAGUGUCUAGUAAUCCUUUUAUGACUGGCGCACCGACAGGACAGUUUCCUACAGGAAGUUCAUCAACCAACCCUUUCUUAUAGCCUUACACAGACACUCGCUGUACUGGAACGAACUGUUAUGUGAUCAUUACAUCUCUCCGCCUCUUGCACUGUUGUCUUGUUUCACUGAUCUUAGCUUUAAACACGAGAGAAGUCUUUAAAAAGCCUGCAUUGUGUAUUAAACACCAGGUAAUACGUGCAAAACAGAGGGCUCAGCAACAACUUUUCACUUGUGAAUUGGCAGAAAAAGGUAGCGGCAUCAUGUAUGUUAAAAAUUGGCUAAUAUUAAGUUAUUGCAGAUCCCACAUUCAUUAUGCUGCAGUACUGUACAUAUUUUUCUUAGAAAUUAGCUAUUUGUGCAUAUCAGUAUUUGUAACUUUAACACAUUGUUAUGUGAGAAAUGUUACUGGGGAAAUAGAUCAGCCACUUUUAAGGUGCUGUCAUAUAUCUUGGAAUGAAUGACAAAAAUCACUUGAAGCAUUGCUUCUUGAAAGUUGAAAGUCAAAAUCGGAAGGUUUAUUCAUUCUUGAAUUUUUCCUUCUAAAGAGCUCUUCUUAUACAUGGCUAAAUUCUUUAAAGAUGUGGAGGACACCUGUCUGCGGAAUAAAGCUGAUCAUGUUUUGCUACAGUUUGCAGGUGAACAAAUAAAUAUUAGAAAAUAUGCUAUUGUUUUUGUGUUCUUGCUGCAAUGCCUUUACCAAAGUGGCCUUAAAUAAUGAGUAGUGAGUUGAAAACAUCUUGAAUUCUUAAAAGACUUCUAGUGACUAACUUUUUUUAAAAGGCCAUGUAGAAAAUUUAUUAAAACUACUAGGACUGCUAUAUUCAGGACUGUGACAGUGGAAAAGCAUUUAAAUGUAGCUUGUCAGAUACACCAUGCUACUUCUAAUUUCUCUGCAACGUCAUAAUUUUGUGAAAUUUGUAAAUAUGGAGAAUUUGCAUGUAUGUGUAUUUACAAAUAUUUUUUAAAGAUCUUGAAUUCUCAGACUGCAAAAGGCCUAUUUUAACUAUUUUUUUUUCUGUUCUCCAUUUUAAUUGUCUUUGAAUGUAUUGGAAACAGACAUGCAUUAACUGUGACAUGAUUGCACCUGAGUUUUUUCUCUUCCCCUCAUUUUCUGGACAGACUGAUAACUCUCUAUGGAACAUUUGUGUGUUUGUUUGUUUUGGGGUAAAGAAACAAGAACCCAAUGUUACCUUAAGGUGAUGAAAUACUUUGUGUAAAAAGGUAGCAAUACUAAGUUUAGUUUAUCUUUUUGUUAAUAUUCAAAUGAACUUGUUUAAUUAUUUAUAUGUAGUAAUGCCUCGUUCAUCCCAAGAUAAUCUGGCACUCUCAUCAAAACGAAACACAACUAAAAGAACUGAAAUGAUUUAAAAAAAAAAAACAAACAAAAAACUUUGAACAACACCCGAUAAGUCAUGAUUUUGUAUGUAGAGCAUAAACAUUUCUUUGAAUGUGAGAGUUUAAUAAUUAGAUAAUUUGAUUUACUGGUCCAUAGCAUAUUUGUGUUGAUGAAAGGAAGGAGUUCAAAAUGACAACAGAGAGCAUGCACUGCCAAAGGCUGUAGGGACAGCCAGCCCAGUCUAGAUGACAGUGAUAUUAGUACAUCUGGUAAUGACUCCGUACCAUGCAAAAAGCUAAAAUUGCAUACACAGUAUGCAAUGCCUAUAUGAAAGUAAUUUUAAAAAUUUAAAGCUUUGGUUUUAGGUGAUGUAAGCAUCAGUUUGCUCAAACAUUUUUAUUCAUAUUGGAUGCAUUUGCAGUGAUGGCUAUUACCAUCAUGCUUUAAAGUCUGGGUGUUUACUGGGGCUGCAGUCUGCUGCCCUCCUUAGCAGAAGCUGUGGUUUAUAUGUACUUGACAAGUGACAUGCCCAAGACUCAGCCCUUGCUGAGCAGCCUGCCACAGAGAAUCCAGUUAUUGCUGCUCAGGCUCAGCUACACUUUGGGCAUAGUCUUGAAUUCUUUGUACAUUUUGGGGGCUUCAUCUAUUUUCAUGGAAGGAGAACUUAAAUGUCUUUAAACAUCUGUUUGAGAUUGUAUUAGAUUCAAAUCAAUUCAUAUGUACAAAAGUUAUACUAUAAUUAUAGGCCAUUACCCAAAUAACCCACCAGGCUUUCCAUCUAUUAAGUAAAUUAAAUUAAACAGUUGUUAUCAAAA